AUGACUACAACACAACUCCCAGAAGCAACUGGAGCUGUCGCAUCCACUGUGACUGUCAGUGAUGCAAUGAGAACUACAGAAGCAUUGACUACAACUGUGACCAACGUACGAACAACUGUUACAGUCAAACCCACCAUGGUCACUGGUGCAUCAACAACAACAGGAAUCGCAACCACUCCAUCCACCACAGUUGAUGCCCCUGCAACAACAACAGUUCCUGCUACAAUUCCCAUAACAACGGCACCUCCUCCAGUAGUGGAAUUACAAGUCACCUUGCAGCAAGUCUUUGUACCAGCCUUGACUGACCCUCAAAGCACAGAAUUCAAAACACUAUCAGAUACCAUUACCGAAAUUUGUGACACAAUCUUCCAACAAAUAUAUGGACUUAGUUACGUUCAGACUACUGUUACUCAAUUCAGACCUGUGCCCCGUCUCGGUCAGGAUCCUAACACAAAGGUGGAGUUGGAACUGGAGUUCAAUGCGACCUCCACUCUACCUAUCCCCAAGGGCAGUGACAUUGUUGAUACAUUGAAAGAGGCUGUGAAAAAUCCGAACUCUACCUUCAACUUCUCUGUGGAUCUGAACUCCAUCACUGUGAUAAAUGCCCCUGCAACAACAACUUUUCCUGCUACAAUUGCCAUAACAACGGCACCUCCUCCAAUGGUGGAAUUACAAGUCACAUUGCAACAAGUUUUUGUACCAGCCUUGACUGACCCUCAAAGCACAGAAUUCAAAACACUUUCAGAUACCAUUACCACAAUUUGUGACACAAUCUUCCGACAAAGCUAUGGGCUUUGUUACGUUCAGACCACUGUUACUCAAUUCAGACCUGUGCCCCGUCUCGGUCAGGAUCCUAACACAGAGGUGGGGUUGGAACUGGAGUUCAAUGCGACCUCCACUGUACCUGUCCCCAAGGGCAGUGACAUUGUUGAUACAUUGAAAGAGGCUGUGACCAAUCCAAACUCUACCUUCAACUUCUCUGUGGAUCUGAACUCCAUCACUGUGAUAAAUGCCCCUGCAACAACAACUGUUCCUGCUACAAUUGCCAUAACAACGGCACCUCCUCCAAUGGUGGAAUUACAAGUCACCUUGCAACAAGUUUUUGUACCAGCCUUGACUGACCCUCAAAGCACAGAAUUCAAAACACUUUCAGAUACCAUUACCACAAUUUGUGACACAAUCUUCCGACAAAGCUAUGGGCUUUGUUACGUUCAGACCACUGUUACUCAAUUCAGACCUGUGCCCCGUCUCGGUCAGGAUCCUAACACAGAGGUGGGGUUGGAACUGGAGUUCAAUGCGACCUCCACUGUACCUGUCCCCAAGGGCAGUGACAUUGUUGAUACAUUGAAAGAGGCUGUGACCAAUCCAAACUCUACCUUCAACUUCUCUGUGGAUCUGAACUCCAUCACUGUGAUAAAUGCCCCUGCAACAACAACUGUUCCUGCUACAAUUGCCAUAACAACGGCACCUCCUCCAAUGGUGGAAUUACAAGUCACCUUGCAACAAGUUUUUGUACCAGCCUUGACUGACCCUCAAAGCACAGAAUUCAAAACACUUUCAGAUACCAUUACCACAAUUUGUGACACAAUCUUCCGACAAAGCUAUGGGCUUUGUUACGUUCAGACGACUGUUACUCAAUUCAGACCUGUGCCCCGUCUCGGUCAGGAUCCUAACACAGAGGUGGGGUUGGAACUGGAGUUCAAUGCGACCUCCACUGUACCUGUCCCCAAGGGCAGUGACAUUGUUGAUACAUUGAAAGAGGCUGUGACCAAUCCAAACUCUACCUUCAACUUCUCUGUGGAUCUGAACUCCAUCACUGUGAUAAAUGCCCCUGCAACAACAACUGUUCCUGCUACAAUUGCCAUAACAACGGCACCUCCUCCAAUGGUGGAAUUACAAGUCACCUUGCAACAAGUUUUUGUACCAGCCUUGACUGACCCUCAAAGCACAGAAUUCAAAACACUUUCAGAUACCAUUACCACAAUUUGUGACACAAUCUUCCGACAAAGCUAUGGGCUUUGUUACGUUCAGACGACUGUUACUCAAUUCAGACCUGUGCCCCGUCUCGGUCAGGAUCCUAACACAGAGGUGGGGUUGGAACUGGAGUUCAAUGCGACCUCCACUGUACCUGUCCCCAAGGGCAGUGACAUUGUUGAUACAUUGAAAGAGGCUGUGACCAAUCCAAACUCUACCUUCAACUUCUCUGUGGAUCUGAACUCCAUCACUGUGAUAAAUGCCCCUGCAACAACAACUGUUCCUGCUACAAUUGCCAUAACAACGGCACCUCCUCCAAUGGUGGAAUUACAAGUCACCUUGCAACAAGUUUUUGUACCAGCCUUGACUGACCCUCAAAGCACAGAAUUCAAAACACUUUCAGAUACCAUUACCACAAUUUGUGACACAAUCUUCCGACAAAGCUAUGGGCUUUGUUACGUUCAGACGACUGUUACUCAAUUCAGACCUGUGCCCCGUCUCGGUCAGGAUCCUAACACAGAGGUGGGGUUGGAACUGGAGUUCAAUGCGACCUCCACUGUACCUGUCCCCAAGGGCAGUGACAUUGUUGAUACAUUGAAAGAGGCUGUGACCAAUCCAAACUCUACCUUCAACUUCUCUGUGGAUCUGAACUCCAUCACUGUGAUAAAUGCCCCUGCAACAACAACUGUUCCUGCUACAAUUGCCAUAACAACGGCACCUCCUCCAAUGGUGGAAUUACAAGUCACCUUGCAACAAGUUUUUGUACCAGCCUUGACUGACCCUCAAAGCACAGAAUUCAAAACACUUUCAGAUACCAUUACCACAAUUUGUGACACAAUCUUCCGACAAAGCUAUGGGCUUUGUUACGUUCAGACGACUGUUACUCAAUUCAGACCUGUGCCCCGUCUCGGUCAGGAUCCUAACACAGAGGUGGGGUUGGAACUGGAGUUCAAUGCGACCUCCACUGUACCUGUCCCCAAGGGCAGUGACAUUGUUGAUACAUUGAAAGAGGCUGUGACCAAUCCAAACUCUACCUUCAACUUCUCUGUGGAUCUGAACUCCAUCACUGUGAUAAAUGCCCCUGCAACAACAACUGUUCCUGCUACAAUUGCCAUAACAACGGCACCUCCUCCAAUGGUGGAAUUACAAGUCACCUUGCAACAAGUUUUUGUACCAGCCUUGACUGACCCUCAAAGCACAGAAUUCAAAACACUUUCAGAUACCAUUACCACAAUUUGUGACACAAUCUUCCGACAAAGCUAUGGGCUUUGUUACGUUCAGACGACUGUUACUCAAUUCAGACCUGUGCCCCGUCUCGGUCAGGAUCCUAACACAGAGGUGGGGUUGGAACUGGAGUUCAAUGCGACCUCCACUGUACCUGUCCCCAAGGGCAGUGACAUUGUUGAUACAUUGAAAGAGGCUGUGACCAAUCCAAACUCUACCUUCAACUUCUCUGUGGAUCUGAACUCCAUCACUGUGAUAAAUGCCCCUGCAACAACAACUGUUCCUGCUACAAUUGCCAUAACAACGGCACCUCCUCCAAUGGUGGAAUUACAAGUCACCUUGCAACAAGUUUUUGUACCAGCCUUGACUGACCCUCAAAGCACAGAAUUCAAAACACUUUCAGAUACCAUUACCACAAUUUGUGACACAAUCUUCCGACAAAGCUAUGGGCUUUGUUACGUUCAGACGACUGUUACUCAAUUCAGACCUGUGCCCCGUCUCGGUCAGGAUCCUAACACAGAGGUGGGGUUGGAACUGGAGUUCAAUGCGACCUCCACUGUACCUGUCCCCAAGGGCAGUGACAUUGUUGAUACAUUGAAAGAGGCUGUGACCAAUCCAAACUCUACCUUCAACUUCUCUGUGGAUCUGAACUCCAUCACUGUGAUAAAUGCCCCUGCAACAACAACUGUUCCUGCUACAAUUGCCAUAACAACGGCACCUCCUCCAAUGGUGGAAUUACAAGUCACCUUGCAACAAGUUUUUGUACCAGCCUUGACUGACCCUCAAAGCACAGAAUUCAAAACACUUUCAGAUACCAUUACCACAAUUUGUGACACAAUCUUCCGACAAAGCUAUGGGCUUUGUUACGUUCAGACGACUGUUACUCAAUUCAGACCUGUGCCCCGUCUCGGUCAGGAUCCUAACACAGAGGUGGGGUUGGAACUGGAGUUCAAUGCGACCUCCACUGUACCUGUCCCCAAGGGCAGUGACAUUGUUGAUACAUUGAAAGAGGCUGUGACCAAUCCAAACUCUACCUUCAACUUCUCUGUGGAUCUGAACUCCAUCACUGUGAUAAAUGCCCCUGCAACAACAACUGUUCCUGCUACAAUUGCCAUAACAACGGCACCUCCUCCAAUGGUGGAAUUACAAGUCACCUUGCAACAAGUUUUUGUACCAGCCUUGACUGACCCUCAAAGCACAGAAUUCAAAACACUUUCAGAUACCAUUACCACAAUUUGUGACACAAUCUUCCGACAAAGCUAUGGGCUUUGUUACGUUCAGACCACUGUUACUCAAUUCAGACCUGUGCCCCGUCUCGGUCAGGAUCCUAACACAGAGGUGGGGUUGGAACUGGAGUUCAAUGCGACCUCCACUGUACCUGUCCCCAAGGGCAGUGACAUUGUUGAUACAUUGAAAGAGGCUGUGACCAAUCCAAACUCUACCUUCAACUUCUCUGUGGAUCUGAACUCCAUCACUGUGAUAAAUGCCCCUGCAACAACAACUGUUCCUGCUACAAUUGCCAUAACAACGGCACCUCCUCCAAUGGUGGAAUUACAAGUCACCUUGCAACAAGUUUUUGUACCAGCCUUGACUGACCCUCAAAGCACAGAAUUCAAAACACUUUCAGAUACCAUUACCACAAUUUGUGACACAAUCUUUCGACAAAGCUAUGGGCUUUGUUACGUUCAGACCACUGUUACUCAAUUCAGACCUGUGCCCCGUCUCGGUCAGGAUCCUAACACAGAGGUGGGGUUGGAACUGGAGUUCAAUGCGACCUCCACUGUACCUGUCCCCAAGGGCAGUGACAUUGUUGAUACAUUGAAAGAGGCUGUGACCAAUCCAAACUCUACCUUCAACUUCUCUGUGGAUCUGAACUCCAUCACUGUGAUAAAUGCCCCUGCAACAACAACUGUUCCUGCUACAAUUGCCAUAACAACGGCACCUCCUCCAAUGGUGGAAUUACAAGUCACCUUGCAACAAGUUUUUGUACCAGCCUUGACUGACCCUCAAAGCACAGAAUUCAAAACACUUUCAGAUACCAUUACCACAAUUUGUGACACAAUCUUCCGACAAAGCUAUGGGCUUUGUUACGUUCAGACGACUGUUACUCAAUUCAGACCUGUGCCCCGUCUCGGUCAGGAUCCUAACACAGAGGUGGGGUUGGAACUGGAGUUCAAUGCGACCUCCACUGUACCUGUCCCCAAGGGCAGUGACAUUGUUGAUACAUUGAAAGAGGCUGUGACCAAUCCAAACUCUACCUUCAACUUCUCUGUGGAUCUGAACUCCAUCACUGUGAUAAAUGCCCCUGCAACAACAACUGUUCCUGCUACAAUUGCCAUAACAACGGCACCUCCUCCAAUGGUGGAAUUACAAGUCACCUUGCAACAAGUUUUUGUACCAGCCUUGACUGACCCUCAAAGCACAGAAUUCAAAACACUUUCAGAUACCAUUACCACAAUUUGUGACACAAUCUUCCGACAAAGCUAUGGGCUUUGUUACGUUCAGACGACUGUUACUCAAUUCAGACCUGUGCCCCGUCUCGGUCAGGAUCCUAACACAGAGGUGGGGUUGGAACUGGAGUUCAAUGCGACCUCCACUGUACCUGUCCCCAAGGGCAGUGACAUUGUUGAUACAUUGAAAGAGGCUGUGACCAAUCCAAACUCUACCUUCAACUUCUCUGUGGAUCUGAACUCCAUCACUGUGAUAAAUGCCCCUGCAACAACAACUGUUCCUGCUACAAUUGCCAUAACAACGGCACCUCCUCCAGUAGUGGAAUUACAAGUCACCUUGCAACAAGUUUUUGUACCAGCCUUGACUGACCCUCAAAGCACAGAAUUCAAAACACUUUCAGAUACCAUUACCACAAUUUGUGACACAAUCUUCCGACAAAGCUAUGGGCUUUGUUACGUUCAGACGACUGUUACUCAAUUCAGACCUGUGCCCCGUCUCGGUCAGGAUCCUAACACAGAGGUGGGGUUGGAACUGGAGUUCAAUGCGACCUCCACUGUACCUGUCCCCAAGGGCAGUGACAUUGUUGAUACAUUGAAAGAGGCUGUGACCAAUCCAAACUCUACCUUCAACUUCUCUGUGGAUCUGAACUCCAUCACUGUGAUAAAUGCCCCUGCAACAACAACUGUUCCUGCUACAAUUGCCAUAACAACGACACCUCCUCCAAUGGUGGAAUUACAAGUCACCUUGCAACAAGUUUUUGUACCAGCCUUGACUGACCCUCAAAGCGCAGAAUUCAAAACACUUUCAGAUACCAUUACCACAAUUUGUGACACAAUCUUCCGACAAAGCUAUGGGCUUUGUUACGUUCAGACGACUGUUACUCAAUUCAGACCUGUGCCCCGUCUCGGUCAGGAUCCUAACACAGAGGUGGGGUUGGAACUGGAGUUCAAUGCGACCUCCACUGUACCUGUCCCCAAGGGCAGUGACAUUGUUGAUACAUUGAAAGAGGCUGUGACCAAUCCAAACUCUACCUUCAACUUCUCUGUGGAUCUGAACUCCAUCACUGUGAUAAAUGCCCCUGCAACAACAACUGUUCCUGCUACAAUUGCCAUAACAACGGCACCUCCUCCAAUGGUGGAAUUACAAGUCACCUUGCAACAAGUUUUUGUACCAGCCUUGACUGACCCUCAAAGCACAGAAUUCAAAACACUUUCAGAUACCAUUACCACAAUUUGUGACACAAUCUUCCGACAAAGCUAUGGGCUUUGUUACGUUCAGACGACUGUUACUCAAUUCAGACCUGUGCCCCGUCUCGGUCAGGAUCCUAACACAGAGGUGGAGUUGGAACUGGAGUUCAAUGCGACCUCCACUGUACCUGUCCCCAAGGGCAGUGACAUUGUUGAUACAUUGAAAGAGGCUGUGACCAAUCCAAACUCUACCUUCAACUUCUCUGUGGAUCUGAACUCCAUCACUGUGAUAAAUGCCCCUGCAACAACAACUGUUCCUGCUACAAUUGCCAUAACAACGGCACCUCCUCCAAUGGUGGAAUUACAAGUCACCUUGCAACAAGUUUUUGUACCAGCCUUGACUGACCCUCAAAGCACAGAAUUCAAAACACUUUCAGAUACCAUUACCACAAUUUGUGACACAAUCUUCCGACAAAGCUAUGGGCUUUGUUACGUUCAGACGACUGUUACUCAAUUCAGACCUGUGCCCCGUCUCGGUCAGGAUCCUAACACAGAGGUGGGGUUGGAACUGGAGUUCAAUGCGACCUCCACUGUACCUGUCCCCAAGGGCAGUGACAUUGUUGAUACAUUGAAAGAGGCUGUGACCAAUCCAAACUCUACCUUCAACUUCUCUGUGGAUCUGAAUUCCAUCACUGUGAUAAAUGCCCCUGCAACAACAACUGUUCCUGCUACAAUUGCCAUAACAACGGCACCUCCUCCAAUGGUGGAAUUACAAGUCACCUUGCAACAAGUUUUUGUACCAGCCUUGACUGACCCUCAAAGCACAGAAUUCAAAACACUUUCAGAUACCAUUACCACAAUUUGUGACACAAUCUUCCGACAAAGCUAUGGGCUUUGUUACGUUCAGACGACUGUUACUCAAUUCAGACCUGUGCCCCGUCUCGGUCAGGAUCCUAACACAGAGGUGGAGUUGGAACUGGAGUUCAAUGCGACCUCCACUGUACCUGUCCCCAAGGGCAGUGACAUUGUUGAUACAUUGAAAGAGGCUGUGACCAAUCCAAACUCUACCUUCAACUUCUCUGUGGAUCUGAACUCCAUCACUGUGAUAAAUGCCCCUGCAACAACAACUGUUCCUGCUACAAUUGCCAUAACAACGGCACCUCCUCCAAUGGUGGAAUUACAAGUCACCUUGCAACAAGUUUUUGUACCAGCCUUGACUGACCCUCAAAGCACAGAAUUCAAAACACUUUCAGAUACCAUUACCACAAUUUGUGACACAAUCUUCCGACAAAGCUAUGGGCUUUGUUACGUUCAGACGACUGUUACUCAAUUCAGACCUGUGCCCCGUCUCGGUCAGGAUCCUAACACAGAGGUGGGGUUGGAACUGGAGUUCAAUGCGACCUCCACUGUACCUGUCCCCAAGGGCAGUGACAUUGUUGAUACAUUGAAAGAGGCUGUGACCAAUCCAAACUCUACCUUCAACUUCUCUGUGGAUCUGAACUCCAUCACUGUGAUAAAUGCCCCUGCAACAACAACUGUUCCUGCUACAAUUGCCAUAACAACGGCACCUCCUCCAAUGGUGGAAUUACAAGUCACCUUGCAACAAGUUUUUGUACCAGCCUUGACUGACCCUCAAAGCACAGAAUUCAAAACACUUUCAGAUACCAUUACCACAAUUUGUGACACAAUCUUCCGACAAAGCUAUGGGCUUUGUUACGUUCAGACGACUGUUACUCAAUUCAGACCUGUGCCCCGUCUCGGUCAGGAUCCUAACACAGAGGUGGGGUUGGAACUGGAGUUCAAUGCGACCUCCACUGUACCUGUCCCCAAGGGCAGUGACAUUGUUGAUACAUUGAAAGAGGCUGUGACCAAUCCAAACUCUACCUUCAACUUCUCUGUGGAUCUGAACUCCAUCACUGUGAUAAAUGCCCCUGCAACAACAACUGUUCCUGCUACAAUUGCCAUAACAACGGCACCUCCUCCAAUGGUGGAAUUACAAGUCACCUUGCAACAAGUUUUUGUACCAGCCUUGACUGACCCUCAAAGCACAGAAUUCAAAACACUUUCAGAUACCAUUACCACAAUUUGUGACACAAUCUUCCGACAAAGCUAUGGGCUUUGUUAUGUUCAGACGACUGUUACUCAAUUCAGACCUGUGCCCCGUCUCGGUCAGGAUCCUAACACAGAGGUGGAGUUGGAACUGGAGUUCAAUGCGACCUCCACUGUACCUGUCCCCAAGGGCAGUGACAUUGUUGAUACAUUGAAAGAGGCUGUGACCAAUCCAAACUCUAACUUCAACUUCUCUGUGGAUCUGAACUCCAUCACUGUGAUAAAUGCCCCUGCAACAACAACUGUUCCUGCUACAAUUGCCAUAACAACGGCACCUCCUCCAGUAGUGGAAUUACAAGUCACCUUGCAACAAGUUUUUGUACCAGCCUUGACUGACCCUCAAAGCACAGAAUUCAAAACACUUUCAGAUACCAUUACCACAAUUUGUGACACAAUCUUCCGACAAAGCUAUGGGCUUUGUUACGUUCAGACGACUGUUACUCAAUUCAGACCUGUGCCCCGUCUCGGUCAGGAUCCUAACACAGAGGUGGGGUUGGAACUGGAGUUCAAUGCGACCUCCACUGUACCUGUCCCCAAGGGCAGUGACAUUGUUGAUACAUUGAAAGAGGCUGUGACCAAUCCAAACUCUACCUUCAACUUCUCUGUGGAUCUGAACUCCAUCACUGUGAUAAAUGCCCCUGCAACAACAACUGUUCCUGCUACAAUUGCCAUAACAACGGCACCUCCUCCAGUGGUGGAAUUACAAGUCACCUUGCAACAAGUUUUUGUACCAGCCUUGACUGACCCUCAAAGCACAGAAUUCAAAACACUUUCAGAUACCAUUACCACAAUUUGUGACACAAUCUUCCGACAAAGCUAUGGGCUUUGUUAUGUUCAGACGACUGUUACUCAAUUCAGACCUGUGCCCCGUCUCGGUCAGGAUCCUAACACAGAGGUGUGGUUGGAACUGGAGUUCAAUGCGACCUCCACUGUACCUGUCCCCAAGGGCAGUGACAUUGUUGAUACAUUGAAAGAGGCUGUGACAAAUCCAAACUCUACCUUCAAAUUCUCUGUGGAUCUGAACUCCAUCACUGUGAUAAAUGCCCCUGCAACAACAACUGUUCCUGCUACAAUUGCCAUAACAACGGCACCUCCUCCAAUGGUGGAAUUACAAGUCACCUUGCAACAAGUUUUUGUACCAGCCUUGACUGACCCUCAAAGCACAGAAUUCAAAACACUUUCAGAUACCAUUACCACAAUUUGUGACACAAUCUUCCGACAAAGCUAUGGGCUUUGUUACGUUCAGACGACUGUUACUCAAUUCAGACCUGUGCCCCGUCUCGGUCAGGAUCCUAACACAGAGGUGGGGUUGGAACUGGAGUUCAAUGCGACCUCCACUGUACCUGUCCCCAAGGGCAGUGACAUUGUUGAUACAUUGAAAGAGGCUGUGACCAAUCCAAACUCUACCUUCAACUUCUCUGUGGAUCUGAACUCCAUCACUGUGAUAAAUGCCCCUGCAACAACAACUGUUCCUGCUACAAUUGCCAUAACAACGGCACCUCCUCCAAUGGUGGAAUUACAAGUCACCUUGCAACAAGUUUUUGUACCAGCCUUGACUGACCCUCAAAGCACAGAAUUCAAAACACUUUCAGAUACCAUUACCACAAUUUGUGACACAAUCUUCCGACAAAGCUAUGGGCUUUGUUACGUUCAGACGACUGUUACUCAAUUCAGACCUGUGCCCCGUCUCGGUCAGGAUCCUAACACAGAGGUGGGGUUGGAACUGGAGUUCAAUGCGACCUCCACUGUACCUGUCCCCAAGGGCAGUGACAUUGUUGAUACAUUGAAAGAGGCUGUGACCAAUCCAAACUCUACCUUCAACUUCUCUGUGGAUCUGAACUCCAUCACUGUGAUAAAUGCCCCUGCAACAACAACUGUUCCUGCUACAAUUGCCAUAACAACGACACCUCCUCCAAUGGUGGAAUUACAAGUCACCUUGCAACAAGUUUUUGUACCAGCCUUGACUGACCCUCAAAGCACAGAAUUCAAAACACUUUCAGAUACCAUUACCACAAUUUGUGACACAAUCUUCCGACAAAGCUAUGGGCUUUGUUAUGUUCAGACGACUGUUACUCAAUUCAGACCUGUGCCCCGUCUCGGUCAGGAUCCUAACACAGAGGUGGGGUUGGAACUGGAGUUCAAUGCGACCUCCACUGUACCUGUCCCCAAGGGCAGUGACAUUGUUGAUACAUUGAAAGAGGCUGUGACCAAUCCAAACUCUACCUUCAACUUCUCUGUGGAUCUGAACUCCAUCACUGUGAUAAAUGCCCCUGCAACAACAACUGUUCCUGCUACAAUUGCCAUAACAACGACACCUCCUCCAAUGGUGGAAUUACAAGUCACCUUGCAACAAGUUUUUGUACCAGCCUUGACUGACCCUCAAAGCACAGAAUUCAAAACACUUUCAGAUACCAUUACCACAAUUUGUGACACAAUCUUCCGACAAAGCUAUGGGCUUUGUUAUGUUCAGACGACUGUUACUCAAUUCAGACCUGUGCCCCGUCUCGGUCAGGAUCCUAACACAGAGGUGGGGUUGGAACUGGAGUUCAAUGCGACCUCCACUGUACCUGUCCCCAAGGGCAGUGACAUUGUUGAUACAUUGAAAGAGGCUGUGACCAAUCCAAACUCUACCUUCAACUUCUCUGUGGAUCUGAACUCCAUCACUGUGAUAAAUGCCCCUGCAACAACAACUGUUCCUGCUACAAUUGCCAUAACAACGGCACCUCCUCCAGUAGUGGAAUUACAAGUCACCUUGCAACAAGUUUUUGUACCAGCCUUGACUGACCCUCAAAGCACAGAAUUCAAAACACUUUCAGAUACCAUUACCACAAUUUGUGACACAAUCUUCCGACAAAGCUAUGGGCUUUGUUACGUUCAGACGACUGUUACUCAAUUCAGACCUGUGCCCCGUCUCGGUCAGGAUCCUAACACAGAGGUGGGGUUGGAACUGGAGUUCAAUGCGACCUCCACUGUACCUGUCCCCAAGGGCAGUGACAUUGUUGAUACAUUGAAAGAGGCUGUGACCAAUCCAAACUCUACCUUCAACUUCUCUGUGGAUCUGAACUCCAUCACUGUGAUAAAUGCCCCUGCAACAACAACUGUUCCUGCUACAAUUGCCAUAACAACGACACCUCCUCCAGUGGUGGAAUUACAAGUCACCUUGCAACAAGUUUUUGUACCAGCCUUGACUGACCCUCAAAGCACAGAAUUCAAAACACUUUCAGAUACCAUUACCACAAUUUGUGACACAAUCUUCCGACAAAGCUAUGGGCUUUGUUACGUUCAGACGACUGUUACUCAAUUCAGACCUGUGCCCCGUCUCGGUCAGGAUCCUAACACAGAGGUGGGGUUGGAACUGGAGUUCAAUGCGACCUCCACUGUACCUGUCCCCAAGGGCAGUGACAUUGUUGAUACAUUGAAAGAGGCUGUGACCAAUCCAAACUCUACCUUCAACUUCUCUGUGGAUCUGAACUCCAUCACUGUGAUAAAUGCCCCUGCAACAACAACUGUUCCUGCUACAAUUGCCAUAACAACGGCACCUCCUCCAGUAGUGGAAUUACAAGUCACCUUGCAACAAGUUUUUGUACCAGCCUUGACUGACCCUCAAAGCACAGAAUUCAAAACACUUUCAGAUACCAUUACCACAAUUUGUGACACAAUCUUCCGACAAAGAUAUGGGCUUUGUUACGUUCAGACGACUGUUACUCAAUUCAGACCUGUGCCCCGUCUCGGUCAGGAUCCUAACACAGAGGUGGGGUUGGAACUGGAGUUCAAUGCGACCUCCACUGUACCUGUCCCCAAGGGCAGUGACAUUGUUGAUACAUUGAAAGAGGCUGUGACCAAUCCAAACUCUACCUUCAACUUCUCUGUGGAUCUGAACUCCAUCACUGUGAUAAAUGCCCCUGCAACAACAACUGUUCCUGCUACAAUUGCCAUAACAACGGCACCUCCUCCAGUAGUGGAAUUACAAGUCACCUUGCAACAAGUUUUUGUACCAGCCUUGACUGACCCUCAAAGCACAGAAUUCAAAACACUUUCAGAUACCAUUACCACAAUUUGUGACACAAUCUUCCGACAAAGAUAUGGGCUUUGUUACGUUCAGACGACUGUUACUCAAUUCAGACCUGUGCCCCGUCUCGGUCAGGAUCCUAACACAGAGGUGGGGUUGGAACUGGAGUUCAAUGCGACCUCCACUGUACCUGUCCCCAAGGGCAGUGACAUUGUUGAUACAUUGAAAGAGGCUGUGACCAAUCCAAACUCUACCUUCAACUUCUCUGUGGAUCUGAACUCCAUCACUGUGAUAAAUGCCCCUGCAACAACAACUGUUCCUGCUACAAUUGCCAUAACAACGGCACCUCCUCCAGUAGUGGAAUUACAAGUCACCUUGCAACAAGUUUUUGUACCAGCCUUGACUGACCCUCAAAGCACAGAAUUCAAAACACUUUCAGAUACCAUUACCACAAUUUGUGACACAAUCUUCCGACAAAGCUAUGGGCUUUGUUACGUUCAGACGACUGUUACUCAAUUCAGACCUGUGCCCCGUCUCGGUCAGGAUCCUAACACAGAGGUGGGGUUGGAACUGGAGUUCAAUGCGACCUCCACUGUACCUGUCCCCAAGGGCAGUGACAUUGUUGAUACAUUGAAAGAGGCUGUGACCAAUCCAAACUCUACCUUCAACUUCUCUGUGGAUCUGAACUCCAUCACUGUGAUAAAUGCCCCUGCAACAACAACUGUUCCUGCUACAAUUGCCAUAACAACGGCACCUCCUCCAGUAGUGGAAUUACAAGUCACCUUGCAACAAGUUUUUGUACCAGCCUUGACUGACCCUCAAAGCACAGAAUUCAAAACACUUUCAGAUACCAUUACCACAAUUUGUGACACAAUCUUCCGACAAAGAUAUGGGCUUUGUUACGUUCAGACGACUGUUACUCAAUUCAGACCUGUGCCCCGUCUCGGUCAGGAUCCUAACACAGAGGUGGGGUUGGAACUGGAGUUCAAUGCGACCUCCACUGUACCUGUCCCCAAGGGCAGUGACAUUGUUGAUACAUUGAAAGAGGCUGUGACCAAUCCAAACUCUACCUUCAACUUCUCUGUGGAUCUGAACUCCAUCACUGUGAUAAAUGCCCCUGCAACAACAACUGUUCCUGCUACAAUUGCCAUAACAACGGCACCUCCUCCAAUGGUGGAAUUACAAGUCACCUUGCAACAAGUUUUUGUACCAGCCUUGACUGACCCUCAAAGCACAGAAUUCAAAACACUUUCAGAUACCAUUACCACAAUUUGUGACACAAUCUUCCGACAAAGAUAUGGGCUUUGUUACGUUCAGACGACUGUUACUCAAUUCAGACCUGUGCCCCGUCUCGGUCAGGAUCCUAACACAGAGGUGGGGUUGGAACUGGAGUUCAAUGCGACCUCCACUGUACCUGUCCCCAAGGGCAGUGACAUUGUUGAUACAUUGAAAGAGGCUGUGACCAAUCCAAACUCUACCUUCAACUUCUCUGUGGAUCUGAACUCCAUCACUGUGAUAAAUGCCCCUGCAACAACAACUGUUCCUGCUACAAUUGCCAUAACAACGGCACCUCCUCCAGUGGUGGAAUUACAAGUCACCUUGCAACAAGUUUUUGUACCAGCCUUGACUGACCCUCAAAGCACAGAAUUCAAAACACUUUCAGAUACCAUUACCACAAUUUGUGACACAAUCUUCCGACAAAGAUAUGGGCUUUGUUACGUUCAGACGACUGUUACUCAAUUCAGACCUGUGCCCCGUCUCGGUCAGGAUCCUAACACAGAGGUGGGGUUGGAACUGGAGUUCAAUGCGACCUCCACUGUACCUGUCCCCAAGGGCAGUGACAUUGUUGAUACAUUGAAAGAGGCUGUGACCAAUCCAAACUCUACCUUCAACUUCUCUGUGGAUCUGAACUCCAUCACUGUGAUAAAUGCCCCUGCAACAACAACUGUUCCUGCUACAAUUGCCAUAACAACGGCACCUCCUCCAGUAGUGGAAUUACAAGUCACCUUGCAACAAGUUUUUGUACCAGCCUUGACUGACCCUCAAAGCACAGAAUUCAAAACACUUUCAGAUACCAUUACCACAAUUUGUGACACAAUCUUCCGACAAAGAUAUGGGCUUUGUUACGUUCAGACGACUGUUACUCAAUUCAGACCUGUGCCCCGUCUCGGUCAGGAUCCUAACACAGAGGUGGGGUUGGAACUGGAGUUCAAUGCGACCUCCACUGUACCUGUCCCCAAGGGCAGUGACAUUGUUGAUACAUUGAAAGAGGCUGUGACCAAUCCAAACUCUACCUUCAACUUCUCUGUGGAUCUGAACUCCAUCACUGUGAUAAAUGCCCCUGCAACAACAACUGUUCCUGCUACAAUUGCCAUAACAACGGCACCUCCUCCAGUGGUGGAAUUACAAGUCACCUUGCAACAAGUUUUUGUACCAGCCUUGACUGACCCUCAAAGCACAGAAUUCAAAACACUUUCAGAUACCAUUACCACAAUUUGUGACACAAUCUUCCGACAAAGAUAUGGGCUUUGUUACGUUCAGACGACUGUUACUCAAUUCAGACCUGUGCCCCGUCUCGGUCAGGAUCCUAACACAGAGGUGGGGUUGGAACUGGAGUUCAAUGCGACCUCCACUGUACCUGUCCCCAAGGGCAGUGACAUUGUUGAUACAUUGAAAGAGGCUGUGACCAAUCCAAACUCUACCUUCAACUUCUCUGUGGAUCUGAACUCCAUCACUGUGAUAAAUGCCCCUGCAACAACAACUGUUCCUGCUACAAUUGCCAUAACAACGGCACCUCCUCCAGUGGUGGAAUUACAAGUCACCUUGCAACAAGUUUUUGUACCAGCCUUGACUGACCCUCAAAGCACAGAAUUCAAAACACUUUCAGAUACCAUUACCACAAUUUGUGACACAAUCUUCCGACAAAGAUAUGGGCUUUGUUACGUUCAGACGACUGUUACUCAAUUCAGACCUGUGCCCCGUCUCGGUCAGGAUCCUAACACAGAGGUGGGGUUGGAACUGGAGUUCAAUGCGACCUCCACUGUACCUGUCCCCAAGGGCAGUGACAUUGUUGAUACAUUGAAAGAGGCUGUGACCAAUCCAAACUCUACAUUCAACAUCUCUGUGGAUCUGAACUCCAUCACUGUGAUAAAUGCCCCUGCAACAACAACUGUUCCUGCUACAAUUGCCAUAACAACGGCACCUCCUCCAGUAGUGGAAUUACAAGUCACCUUGCAACAAGUUUUUGUACCAGCCUUGACUGACCCUCAAAGCACAGAAUUCAAAACACUUUCAGAUACCAUUACCACAAUUUGUGACACAAUCUUCCGACAAAGAUAUGGGCUUUGUUACGUUCAGACGACUGUUACUCAAUUCAGACCUGUGCCCCGUCUCGGUCAGGAUCCUAACACAGAGGUGGGGUUGGAACUGGAGUUCAAUGCGACCUCCACUGUACCUGUCCCCAAGGGCAGUGACAUUGUUGAUACAUUGAAAGAGGCUGUGACCAAUCCAAACUCUACCUUCAACUUCUCUGUGGAUCUGAACUCCAUCACUGUGAUAAAUGCCCCUGCAACAACAACUGUUCCUGCUACAAUUGCCAUAACAACGGCACCUCCUCCAGUAGUGGAAUUACAAGUCACCUUGCAACAAGUUUUUGUACCAGCCUUGACUGACCCUCAAAGCACAGAAUUCAAAACACUUUCAGAUACCAUUACCACAAUUUGUGACACAAUCUUCCGACAAAGAUAUGGGCUUUGUUACGUUCAGACGACUGUUACUCAAUUCAGACCUGUGCCCCGUCUCGGUCAGGAUCCUAACACAGAGGUGGGGUUGGAACUGGAGUUCAAUGCGACCUCCACUGUACCUGUCCCCAAGGGCAGUGACAUUGUUGAUACAUUGAAAGAGGCUGUGACCAAUCCAAACUCUACAUUCAACAUCUCUGUGGAUCUGAACUCCAUCACUGUGAUAAAUGCCCCUGCAACAACAACUGUUCCUGCUACAAUUGCCAUAACAACGGCACCUCCUCCAGUGGUGGAAUUACAAGUCACCUUGCAACAAGUUUUUGUACCAGCCUUGACUGACCCUCAAAGCACAGAAUUCAAAACACUUUCAGAUACCAUUACCACAAUUUGUGACACAAUCUUCCGACAAAGAUAUGGGCUUUGUUACGUUCAGACGACUGUUACUCAAUUCAGACCUGUGCCCCGUCUCGGUCAGGAUCCUAACACAGAGGUGGGGUUGGAACUGGAGUUCAAUGCGACCUCCACUGUACCUGUCCCCAAGGGCAGUGACAUUGUUGAUACAUUGAAAGAGGCUGUGACCAAUCCAAACUCUACCUUCAACUUCUCUGUGGAUCUGAACUCCAUCACUGUGAUAAAUGCCCCUGCAACAACAACUGUUCCUGCUACAAUUGCCAUAACAACGGCACCUCCUCCAGUGGUGGAAUUACAAGUCACCUUGCAACAAGUUUUUGUACCAGCCUUGACUGACCCUCAAAGCACAGAAUUCAAAACACUUUCAGAUACCAUUACCACAAUUUGUGACACAAUCUUCCGACAAAGAUAUGGGCUUUGUUACGUUCAGACGACUGUUACUCAAUUCAGACCUGUGCCCCGUCUCGGUCAGGAUCCUAACACAGAGGUGGGGUUGGAACUGGAGUUCAAUGCGACCUCCACUGUACCUGUCCCCAAGGGCAGUGACAUUGUUGAUACAUUGAAAGAGGCUGUGACCAAUCCAAACUCUACCUUCAACUUCUCUGUGGAUCUGAACUCCAUCACUGUGAUAAAUGCCCCUGCAACAACAACUGUUCCUGCUACAAUUGCCAUAACAACGGCACCUCCUCCAGUGGUGGAAUUACAAGUCACCUUGCAACAAGUUUUUGUACCAGCCUUGACUGACCCUCAAAGCACAGAAUUCAAAACACUUUCAGAUACCAUUACCACAAUUUGUGACACAAUCUUCCGACAAAGAUAUGGGCUUUGUUACGUUCAGACGACUGUUACUCAAUUCAGACCUGUGCCCCGUCUCGGUCAGGAUCCUAACACAGAGGUGGGGUUGGAACUGGAGUUCAAUGCGACCUCCACUGUACCUGUCCCCAAGGGCAGUGACAUUGUUGAUACAUUGAAAGAGGCUGUGACCAAUCCAAACUCUACCUUCAACAUCUCUGUGGAUCUGAACUCCAUCACUGUGAUAAAUGCCCCUGCAACAACAACUGUUCCUGCUACAAUUGCCAUAACAACGGCACCUCCUCCAGUGGUGGAAUUACAAGUCACCUUGCAACAAGUUUUUGUACCAGCCUUGACUGACCCUCAAAGCACAGAAUUCAAAACACUUUCAGAUACCAUUACCACAAUUUGUGACACAAUCUUCCGACAAAGAUAUGGGCUUUGUUACGUUCAGACGACUGUUACUCAAUUCAGACCUGUGCCCCGUCUCGGUCAGGAUCCUAACACAGAGGUGGGGUUGGAACUGGAGUUCAAUGCGACCUCCACUGUACCUGUCCCCAAGGGCAGUGACAUUGUUGAUACAUUGAAAGAGGCUGUGACCAAUCCAAACUCUACCUUCAACAUCUCUGUGGAUCUGAACUCCAUCACUGUGAUAAAUGCCCCUGCAACAACAACUGUUCCUGCUACAAUUGCCAUAACAACGGCACCUCCUCCAGUGGUGGAAUUACAAGUCACCUUGCAACAAGUUUUUGUACCAGCCUUGACUGACCCUCAAAGCACAGAAUUCAAAACACUUUCAGAUACCAUUACCACAAUUUGUGACACAAUCUUCCGACAAAGAUAUGGGCUUUGUUACGUUCAGACGACUGUUACUCAAUUCAGACCUGUGCCCCGUCUCGGUCAGGAUCCUAACACAGAGGUGGGGUUGGAACUGGAGUUCAAUGCGACCUCCACUGUACCUGUCCCCAAGGGCAGUGACAUUGUUGAUACAUUGAAAGAGGCUGUGACCAAUCCAAACUCUACCUUCAACUUCUCUGUGGAUCUGAACUCCAUCACUGUGAUAAAUGCCCCUGCAACAACAACUGUUCCUGCUACAAUUGCCAUAACAACGGCACCUCCUCCAGUAGUGGAAUUACAAGUCACCUUGCAACAAGUUUUUGUACCAGCCUUGACUGACCCUCAAAGCACAGAAUUCAAAACACUUUCAGAUACCAUUACCACAAUUUGUGACACAAUCUUCCGACAAAGCUAUGGGCUUUGUUACGUUCAGACGACUGUUACUCAAUUCAGACCUGUGCCCCGUCUCGGUCAGGAUCCUAACACAGAGGUGGGGUUGGAACUGGAGUUCAAUGCGACCUCCACUGUACCUGUCCCCAAGGGCAGUGACAUUGUUGAUACAUUGAAAGAGGCUGUGACCAAUCCAAACUCUACCUUCAACUUCUCUGUGGAUCUGAACUCCAUCACUGUGAUAAAUGCCCCUGCAACAACAACUGUUCCUGCUACAAUUGCCAUAACAACGGCACCUCCUCCAGUAGUGGAAUUACAAGUCACCUUGCAACAAGUUUUUGUACCAGCCUUGACUGACCCUCAAAGCACAGAAUUCAAAACACUUUCAGAUACCAUUACCACAAUUUGUGACACAAUCUUCCGACAAAGCUAUGGGCUUUGUUACGUUCAGACGACUGUUACUCAAUUCAGACCUGUGCCCCGUCUCGGUCAGGAUCCUAACACAGAGGUGGGGUUGGAACUGGAGUUCAAUGCGACCUCCACUGUACCUGUCCCCAAGGGCAGUGACAUUGUUGAUACAUUGAAAGAGGCUGUGACCAAUCCAAACUCUACCUUCAACUUCUCUGUGGAUCUGAACUCCAUCACUGUGAUAAAUGCCCCUGCAACAACAACUGUUCCUGCUACAAUUGCCAUAACAACGGCACCUCCUCCAAUGGUGGAAUUACAAGUCACCUUGCAACAAGUUUUUGUACCAGCCUUGACUGACCCUCAAAGCACAGAAUUCAAAACACUUUCAGAUACCAUUACCACAAUUUGUGACACAAUCUUCCGACAAAGCUAUGGGCUUUGUUACGUUCAGACGACUGUUACUCAAUUCAGACCUGUGCCCCGUCUCGGUCAGGAUCCUAACACAGAGGUGGGGUUGGAACUGGAGUUCAAUGCGACCUCCACUGUACCUGUCCCCAAGGGCAGUGACAUUGUUGAUACAUUGAAAGAGGCUGUGACCAAUCCAAACUCUACCUUCAACUUCUCUGUGGAUCUGAACUCCAUCACUGUGAUAAAUGCCCCUGCAACAACAACUGUUCCUGCUACAAUUGCCAUAACAACGGCACCUCCUCCAAUGGUGGAAUUACAAGUCACCUUGCAACAAGUUUUUGUACCAGCCUUGACUGACCCUCAAAGCACAGAAUUCAAAACACUUUCAGAUACCAUUACCACAAUUUGUGACACAAUCUUCCGACAAAGCUAUGGGCUUUGUUACGUUCAGACGACUGUUACUCAAUUCAGACCUGUGCCCCGUCUCGGUCAGGAUCCUAACACAGAGGUGGGGUUGGAACUGGAGUUCAAUGCGACCUCCACUGUACCUGUCCCCAAGGGCAGUGACAUUGUUGAUACAUUGAAAGAGGCUGUGACCAAUCCAAACUCUACCUUCAACUUCUCUGUGGAUCUGAACUCCAUCACUGUGAUAAAUGCCCCUGCAACAACAACUGUUCCUGCUACAAUUGCCAUAACAACGGCACCUCCUCCAGUAGUGGAAUUACAAGUCACCUUGCAACAAGUUUUUGUACCAGCCUUGACUGACCCUCAAAGCACAGAAUUCAAAACACUUUCAGAUACCAUUACCACAAUUUGUGACACAAUCUUCCGACAAAGCUAUGGGCUUUGUUACGUUCAGACGACUGUUACUCAAUUCAGACCUGUGCCCCGUCUCGGUCAGGAUCCUAACACAGAGGUGGGGUUGGAACUGGAGUUCAAUGCGACCUCCACUGUACCUGUCCCCAAGGGCAGUGACAUUGUUGAUACAUUGAAAGAGGCUGUGACCAAUCCAAACUCUACCUUCAACUUCUCUGUGGAUCUGAACUCCAUCACUGUGAUAAAUGCCCCUGCAACAACAACUGUUCCUGCUACAAUUGCCAUAACAACGGCACCUCCUCCAGUAGUGGAAUUACAAGUCACCUUGCAACAAGUUUUUGUACCAGCCUUGACUGACCCUCAAAGCACAGAAUUCAAAACACUUUCAGAUACCAUUACCACAAUUUGUGACACAAUCUUCCGACAAAGCUAUGGGCUUUGUUACGUUCAGACGACUGUUACUCAAUUCAGACCUGUGCCCCGUCUCGGUCAGGAUCCUAACACAGAGGUGGGGUUGGAACUGGAGUUCAAUGCGACCUCCACUGUACCUGUCCCCAAGGGCAGUGACAUUGUUGAUACAUUGAAAGAGGCUGUGACCAAUCCAAACUCUACCUUCAACUUCUCUGUGGAUCUGAACUCCAUCACUGUGAUAAAUGCCCCUGCAACAACAACUGUUCCUGCUACAAUUGCCAUAACAACGGCACCUCCUCCAGUGGUGGAAUUACAAGUCACCUUGCAACAAGUUUUUGUACCAGCCUUGACUGACCCUCAAAGCACAGAAUUCAAAACACUUUCAGAUACCAUUACCACAAUUUGUGACACAAUCUUCCGACAAAGAUAUGGGCUUUGUUACGUUCAGACGACUGUUACUCAAUUCAGACCUGUGCCCCGUCUCGGUCAGGAUCCUAACACAGAGGUGGGGUUGGAACUGGAGUUCAAUGCGACCUCCACUGUACCUGUCCCCAAGGGCAGUGACAUUGUUGAUACAUUGAAAGAGGCUGUGACCAAUCCAAACUCUACCUUCAACUUCUCUGUGGAUCUGAACUCCAUCACUGUGAUAAAUGCCCCUGCAACAACAACUGUUCCUGCUACAAUUGCCAUAACAACGGCACCUCCUCCAGUGGUGGAAUUACAAGUCACCUUGCAACAAGUUUUUGUACCAGCCUUGACUGACCCUCAAAGCACAGAAUUCAAAACACUUUCAGAUACCAUUACCACAAUUUGUGACACAAUCUUCCGACAAAGCUAUGGGCUUUGUUACGUUCAGACGACUGUUACUCAAUUCAGACCUGUGCCCCGUCUCGGUCAGGAUCCUAACACAGAGGUGGGGUUGGAACUGGAGUUCAAUGCGACCUCCACUGUACCUGUCCCCAAGGGCAGUGACAUUGUUGAUACAUUGAAAGAGGCUGUGACCAAUCCAAACUCUACCUUCAACUUCUCUGUGGAUCUGAACUCCAUCACUGUGAUAAAUGCCCCUGCAACAACAACUGUUCCUGCUACAAUUGCCAUAACAACGGCACCUCCUCCAGUAGUGGAAUUACAAGUCACCUUGCAACAAGUUUUUGUACCAGCCUUGACUGACCCUCAAAGCACAGAAUUCAAAACACUUUCAGAUACCAUUACCACAAUUUGUGACACGAUCUUCCGACAAAGAUAUGGGCUUUGUUACGUUCAGACGACUGUUACUCAAUUCAGACCUGUGCCCCGUCUCGGUCAGGAUCCUAACACAGAGGUGGGGUUGGAACUGGAGUUCAAUGCGACCUCCACUGUACCUGUCCCCAAGGGCAGUGACAUUGUUGAUACAUUGAAAGAGGCUGUGACCAAUCCAAACUCUACAUUCAACAUCUCUGUGGAUCUGAACUCCAUCACUGUGAUAAAUGCCCCUGCAACAACAACUGUUCCUGCUACAAUUGCCAUAACAACGGCACCUCCUCCAGUAGUGGAAUUACAAGUCACCUUGCAACAAGUUUUUGUACCAGCCUUGACUGACCCUCAAAGCACAGAAUUCAAAACACUUUCAGAUACCAUUACCACAAUUUGUGACACGAUCUUCCGACAAAGAUAUGGGCUUUGUUACGUUCAGACGACUGUUACUCAAUUCAGACCUGUGCCCCGUCUCGGUCAGGAUCCUAACACAGAGGUGGGGUUGGAACUGGAGUUCAAUGCGACCUCCACUGUACCUGUCCCCAAGGGCAGUGACAUUGUUGAUACAUUGAAAGAGGCUGUGACCAAUCCAAACUCUACAUUCAACAUCUCUGUGGAUCUGAACUCCAUCACUGUGAUAAAUGCCCCUGCAACAACAACUGUUCCUGCUACAAUUGCCAUAACAACGGCACCUCCUCCAGUAGUGGAAUUACAAGUCACCUUGCAACAAGUUUUUGUACCAGCCUUGACUGACCCUCAAAGCACAGAAUUCAAAACACUUUCAGAUACCAUUACCACAAUUUGUGACACAAUCUUCCGACAAAGAUAUGGGCUUUGUUACGUUCAGACGACUGUUACUCAAUUCAGACCUGUGCCCCGUCUCGGUCAGGAUCCUAACACAGAGGUGGGGUUGGAACUGGAGUUCAAUGCGACCUCCACUGUACCUGUCCCCAAGGGCAGUGACAUUGUUGAUACAUUGAAAGAGGCUGUGACCAAUCCAAACUCUACCUUCAACUUCUCUGUGGAUCUGAACUCCAUCACUGUGAUAAAUGCCCCUGCAACAACAACUGUUCCUGCUACAAUUGCCAUAACAACGGCACCUCCUCCAAUGGUGGAAUUACAAGUCACCUUGCAACAAGUUUUUGUACCAGCCUUGACUGACCCUCAAAGCACAGAAUUCAAAACACUUUCAGAUACCAUUACCACAAUUUGUGACACAAUCUUCCGACAAAGAUAUGGGCUUUGUUACGUUCAGACGACUGUUACUCAAUUCAGACCUGUGCCCCGUCUCGGUCAGGAUCCUAACACAGAGGUGGGGUUGGAACUGGAGUUCAAUGCGACCUCCACUGUACCUGUCCCCAAGGGCAGUGACAUUGUUGAUACAUUGAAAGAGGCUGUGACCAAUCCAAACUCUACAUUCAACAUCUCUGUGGAUCUGAACUCCAUCACUGUGAUAAAUGCCCCUGCAACAACAACUGUUCCUGCUACAAUUGCCAUAACAACGGCACCUCCUCCAGUGGUGGAAUUACAAGUCACCUUGCAACAAGUUUUUGUACCAGCCUUGACUGACCCUCAAAGCACAGAAUUCAAAACACUUUCAGAUACCAUUACCACAAUUUGUGACACGAUCUUCCGACAAAGAUAUGGGCUUUGUUACGUUCAGACGACUGUUACUCAAUUCAGACCUGUGCCCCGUCUCGGUCAGGAUCCUAACACAGAGGUGGGGUUGGAACUGGAGUUCAAUGCGACCUCCACUGUACCUGUCCCCAAGGGCAGUGACAUUGUUGAUACAUUGAAAGAGGCUGUGACCAAUCCAAACUCUACCUUCAACUUCUCUGUGGAUCUGAACUCCAUCACUGUGAUAAAUGCCCCUGCAACAACAACUGUUCCUGCUACAAUUGCCAUAACAACGGCACCUCCUCCAGUAGUGGAAUUACAAGUCACCUUGCAACAAGUUUUUGUACCAGCCUUGACUGACCCUCAAAGCACAGAAUUCAAAACACUUUCAGAUACCAUUACCACAAUUUGUGACACGAUCUUCCGACAAAGAUAUGGGCUUUGUUACGUUCAGACGACUGUUACUCAAUUCAGACCUGUGCCCCGUCUCGGUCAGGAUCCUAACACAGAGGUGGGGUUGGAACUGGAGUUCAAUGCGACCUCCACUGUACCUGUCCCCAAGGGCAGUGACAUUGUUGAUACAUUGAAAGAGGCUGUGACCAAUCCAAACUCUACAUUCAACAUCUCUGUGGAUCUGAACUCCAUCACUGUGAUAAAUGCCCCUGCAACAACAACUGUUCCUGCUACAAUUGCCAUAACAACGGCACCUCCUCCAGUAGUGGAAUUACAAGUCACCUUGCAACAAGUUUUUGUACCAGCCUUGACUGACCCUCAAAGCACAGAAUUCAAAACACUUUCAGAUACCAUUACCACAAUUUGUGACACGAUCUUCCGACAAAGAUAUGGGCUUUGUUACGUUCAGACGACUGUUACUCAAUUCAGACCUGUGCCCCGUCUCGGUCAGGAUCCUAACACAGAGGUGGGGUUGGAACUGGAGUUCAAUGCGACCUCCACUGUACCUGUCCCCAAGGGCAGUGACAUUGUUGAUACAUUGAAAGAGGCUGUGACCAAUCCAAACUCUACAUUCAACAUCUCUGUGGAUCUGAACUCCAUCACUGUGAUAAAUGCCCCUGCAACAACAACUGUUCCUGCUACAAUUGCCAUAACAACGGCACCUCCUCCAGUGGUGGAAUUACAAGUCACCUUGCAACAAGUUUUUGUACCAGCCUUGACUGACCCUCAAAGCACAGAAUUCAAAACACUUUCAGAUACCAUUACCACAAUUUGUGACACAAUCUUCCGACAAAGAUAUGGGCUUUGUUACGUUCAGACGACUGUUACUCAAUUCAGACCUGUGCCCCGUCUCGGUCAGGAUCCUAACACAGAGGUGGGGUUGGAACUGGAGUUCAAUGCGACCUCCACUGUACCUGUCCCCAAGGGCAGUGACAUUGUUGAUACAUUGAAAGAGGCUGUGACCAAUCCAAACUCUACAUUCAACAUCUCUGUGGAUCUGAACUCCAUCACUGUGAUAAAUGCCCCUGCAACAACAACUGUUCCUGCUACAAUUGCCAUAACAACGGCACCUCCUCCAGUAGUGGAAUUACAAGUCACCUUGCAACAAGUUUUUGUACCAGCCUUGACUGACCCUCAAAGCACAGAAUUCAAAACACUUUCAGAUACCAUUACCACAAUUUGUGACACAAUCUUCCGACAAAGAUAUGGGCUUUGUUACGUUCAGACGACUGUUACUCAAUUCAGACCUGUGCCCCGUCUCGGUCAGGAUCCUAACACAGAGGUGGGGUUGGAACUGGAGUUCAAUGCGACCUCCACUGUACCUGUCCCCAAGGGCAGUGACAUUGUUGAUACAUUGAAAGAGGCUGUGACCAAUCCAAACUCUACAUUCAACAUCUCUGUGGAUCUGAACUCCAUCACUGUGAUAAAUGCCCCUGCAACAACAACUGUUCCUGCUACAAUUGCCAUAACAACGGCACCUCCUCCAAUGGUGGAAUUACAAGUCACCUUGCAACAAGUUUUUGUACCAGCCUUGACUGACCCUCAAAGCACAGAAUUCAAAACACUUUCAGAUACCAUUACCACAAUUUGUGACACAAUCUUCCGACAAAGAUAUGGGCUUUGUUACGUUCAGACGACUGUUACUCAAUUCAGACCUGUGCCCCGUCUCGGUCAGGAUCCUAACACAGAGGUGGGGUUGGAACUGGAGUUCAAUGCGACCUCCACUGUACCUGUCCCCAAGGGCAGUGACAUUGUUGAUACAUUGAAAGAGGCUGUGACCAAUCCAAACUCUACCUUCAACUUCUCUGUGGAUCUGAACUCCAUCACUGUGAUAAGGAUCCCAAGCACAGCCACAGAUGUCUCGACAAAUACAACAGCUCCUCCUGUUGCAAAAUCAACAGCAAGAGGAAUCAGAACCACUACUUCCAUCUCAGUCGGUGGUCCUAAAUCUGCUGUUCUUACUAUAACUACUGUGGCUGGCACAACCAUCACACAACCAACUGGAGAACCUGCCACUGUUCCUGUGACUGGGCCUGCAACUACAACAACAUCUGUGCCCCUCACAGGGGUCCCAGAUACAUCCACAGGUGCCACAACAAUUACAACGGCUACUCCUGUCAUCGCAACCGUUGUCACAGCUGCUCCAACCACUACAACUGCUGCUGCCACCACAACCUCUGUGGCCACAAUUAUACUCACUACAGUGUCUGUGGAGUUCACGUCCAAAGGAGAGACAUUUAUCUCCGACCUAUCAACCUCAUCCUCUCAGGCCUUUCAAACUCGAGCAUCACUGAUUAAAACACAGCUUGAACCUUUCUAUCAAUCAGCUUUCACAUCAUUCAACAGUUUGACAGUAAUAAAAUUCAGAAAUGGAUCAAUCAUUAACACCAUGAAUUUAGCAUUUAGCUCCUCCGCUGUGCCAAAUUCCAAGGAAAUUGACACCGUUUUGAUAAAGGCUGCACAUAACAUCACAGCUUUCAACAUCAACCCCACGUCAGUUACUGUCAAUGGUGAAGUUGUGACCUCAAGUGGAAUAAGCAGCAAGACCAGUCUCUUCACUGCCUCCUGUCUGGUGGUGUUGUCGCUGCUGCUGUCAAGCUAGUCUCAGCAGCAAGCAGCAGUAUGAAAUAUAUUAACUUUGAAAAUGUAUUUACCUCAUGCCCCCCACUCCCAUCAUAUAUAAUGGCAACCUAUUUAAUCAGUAUUUGUUCAACUAAAUUGAUUCUCAUUAUAGUUAUAGUUAUUAUACUCAUUAUUCAAAUUGAAAUAAACCUAUUCUAAUCAAUUGGAGCUUU
Messenger RNA from Salmo salar (Atlantic salmon), 27265 nucleotides. NCBI's taxonomy places the organism in Eukaryota, Metazoa, Chordata, Actinopteri, Salmoniformes, Salmonidae. The record is from RefSeq and is a predicted model, not a curated record.